Cylindrotheca closterium is the source of this 1602-nucleotide messenger RNA. The record is from the annotation of a GenBank genome assembly. NCBI's taxonomy places the organism in Eukaryota, Bacillariophyta, Bacillariophyceae, Bacillariales, Bacillariaceae.
AUGAACUCAACCAAAAAUGAAUCAUCAUGUAACCCAGAAAGUACCGGUAGCUGCGAUGGAGACGAAGAAGAUACGAAGGAGACAAUGUCCCUCACUACAUGUACCGGAAGCGGCUAUUUCGCUGCAAUACAGUCCAGAAUACAUAUUUAUGAUAGUUUUCGAUUAGCUCGGAUCAUCCUUGGUAGCAACAUCAAAUCGUUCAACGGAAGUUUGGAUUCCACGGCAAUCUUCGAAGCAAUUACAGUUGUAGCAGAAAUGAAAAUGGAACUGGUCCAACUGCAGGGUAAAGUGAAACAACUCGAAGCCCGCAAUAUUAUUGGCGAAGCAUCAUCCGAAGACCAAUUCGGAAGCAAAACUUCGGAACAACAGAAACUUUUAGAACAGAAUGAACUUUUGAAGGACUACAAUGAGCAAAUGAUACGUUUGCAUGCUUCACAGUCUAGGACGGUUGACAUUUUGUCUAACUGGAAUGGCGGUCACUUUGACGUAGAUGCCGGUGAUGCUUCAGUUCCAAACGAAGAAGCAGUUCUUCGCGUAGCAAAAGAAUCAACUGAGAAAUCAAAAGAGCUCCUUGCCCGUGCCAAUUAUCUGUUCGAAACAUCACAGAAACAAUUAACAAGUUGCCGUAAGCAGAUUGGCAAACUCCAACGUCAGAUCCAGACAAAAUCGACUAUUCAACACAUAGAACUAGAGUCAUUCCGUUCCAAGCACGCUCGGCAAGUCAUGGAUUUAUGUGGUCAGCUGGAGGCCUAUAAGGAACAAGUUGAAACUCAGCACGAAGAAAUGUUACGGAUGCAGGAAAGAUUUCACGAACUUGAAGCUUUGGCGGUUACGCCAAAACAAGCACAUGAUGUGUUGCAAGCGAUAAACCAAAUUGCAGAAGACUCAUCAGUAGAAGAGCAAAUGGAAGUCCAAAGUCAAGUUGUAGAAAUCUUACAAAGGAUGUCACAGAUGUACACAAAGCAGGUCCAUGAUGAUGCAGAGUUGCACGCCAUACUUGAAGCGGCAAAAAGAAAAGAAGAACGAUCAAACGAGGAACUUCAGGAUUUGAAACUGCAAGAAAAAAUACUGCUAGAAGAAACUCGAGUUCCUGCCAAGGAUUGGCGAGAGGCUCUUGCUGCUCAACGGACUCUGUGCGAGCGACAGAUUAGCGACAUAUUGUCGAGGGAAGAGAGCCGACUGCUCGAAAUGGAAAUCUUAGAGCUCAAAUUAACAGAGCUCGCAUUUGCUGCGGUUGAGAUCGAGGAUCUCCGGGAUGAGCUGCAGGAAAUUAGGGAUCAACACGACGAUAAAAUUACAGAAAUCAACUCACUUGCCGUGGGGGCAGAAAGCGUCGUGGCAAGACUACGGAAUCAAAUUGAGGAGAUUAUGGAAAAGCAGAUGCAAUCAAUUCGUCAUAUCGAACCCUCUAAGUCCAAAAAAUGGAGAGCUCUCCUUGACCGAAAAAAGACUAUCGAUAACCUCGACCAACUGGAAAUGAAACUCGUGGUUCAGAAUGAAGAGCUCUUCUCCGUGAAAGAGGAAUUGUCCCAGAGCAAAGCAAAAAUACAACUACUGGAGCACAAGUUGAGCAUCGCAGCAGGAACAAAGGGAUACGGAUAG